This is a messenger RNA of Fusarium pseudograminearum CS3096, 1368 nucleotides long. RefSeq lists its product as uncharacterized. Gene Ontology annotation, molecular function: NADH dehydrogenase activity. The record is from RefSeq and is a predicted model, not a curated record. The coding region runs from base 1 to 1368 and encodes 455 amino acids. The transcript has a single exon. Lineage: Eukaryota; Fungi; Ascomycota; Sordariomycetes; Hypocreales; Nectriaceae.
AUGAGCUUCUUCUCAGCCCAUAAAGACCGUAUCGUUGUUUUAGGCUCGGGAUGGGCUGGAUAUGCCCUUGCAAAGAAAAUAUCCCCUUCAGCAGCAUCCUGUGUUCUCAUCUCUCCUCGCUCUCACUUCGUCUUCACUCCUCUCAUCGCCUCAACAGCCGUUGGUACUCUCGAGUUUCGUGCCGCUGUUGAGCCCUGUCGAAAACUUACCCACACAGAGUUCCAUCAAGCCUGGGCAUCAGAUAUUGACUUUGCCAACAAGAGCAUCACCGUCGAGGCCAAUAAUCGUGAUGGAGUCACAGCUCGCUCGGGUAAGGAUCUCAAGGGUCCCGAGUUCCAGAUUCCCUACGACAAGCUCGUUGUGGCCGUUGGUUGCUACAGCCAAACCUUUGGUGUCGAAGGUGUGAAGGAGCAUGCAUGCUUUCUUCGAGAUGCCACUGAUGCUCGAACCGUGCGCUUAAGAGUUUUGCAAAAGUUUGAACAGGCUGCUUUGCCUAGCACAAACACUGCUGAGAGAAAACGGCUGCUUCACUUUGCAGUUGUAGGUGGUGGUCCGACCGGUAUCGAGUUUGCGGCUGAGCUUCAUGAUCUUAUACAUGAGGAUCUGUCCAAGCUAUAUCCAGAUUUGAUGCCUCACGUCGCCAUUACAAUUUAUGAUAUCGCACCAAAGGUUCUUCCCAUGUUUGAUCAGAACCUAGCCGCAUACGCAACAAACAUCUUCAAGCGAGAAGGCAUCCACAUCAAGACAGAGCAUCACCUGCAAGGCAUUCGUCGCCAAGGCGAUGUCCUCCUCAUGCGUAUAAAGGAGGAGCCCGAGGAAGUCGCAGCAGGUGUUGUAGUCUGGAGUACAGGGCUCAUGCAGAAUCCACUCGUUGGAAAGACAGUCGGCCGUGAAGUGGAGGGUUUGGGCAAGAUUGCAAAAAACGACAAAACAGGUGGUUUUGCGGUUGAUUCCCAUCUUCGCGUGCAAGUGGAAAGCCGAGAUCCCAAUGGUAAAGAGAUCACAAAGUCAUUGCCUGACGUUUACGCCAUUGGAGAUUGUGCAAACAUUGAAGGCCUGGCACUUCCUGCAACAGCCCAAGUGGCGAGUCAACAAGCAACAUAUCUCGGCAAACGAUUCAAUUCUGGGGUAUCAUCUCAAGGCCCUCCUACUGCGCCUUUCCACUUCCGUAACUGGGGAACUAUGGCAUACCUUGGAGGUUGGAGGGCAAUUCAUCAGAAUGGCGCUGACGAGCUCAAAGGUCGAGCCGCGUGGAUUCUUUGGCGCACGGCGUACUUGACCAAAAGUAUGAGUUUUAAGAAUAAACUCAUGAUUCCUUAUUAUUGGUUAAUCACUUGGAUCUUUGGACGAGAUAUUUCGAGGUUUUGA